This is a messenger RNA of Hordeum vulgare subsp. vulgare (domesticated barley), 448 nucleotides long. RefSeq lists its product as uncharacterized. Lineage: Eukaryota; Viridiplantae; Streptophyta; Magnoliopsida; Poales; Poaceae. The record is from RefSeq and is a predicted model, not a curated record. Bases 8 to 448 code for a protein of 146 amino acids. The transcript has a single exon.
GUCAGCAAUGGCCUCGCUCUUCUCGCUGUGCCUCAUGGCCCUCCUCCUCUCGACGGCGUCCGCCUUGCCGUCGCGGGCCAGUCCUGCAGCCGGUAGCGUCGACGGAUGGCUCCACGAGGAACUGCCGGCGGCAGCACCCGGAGGGUCUGAAGAAAGCAAUGCCGCCACCGCCACCGCUGAUGGAAUCGCGGUGCCGCCGCCGCCGCCGGGGAGGCAACGGUUCAGGACCCCUCCCCACCCUUUCGCGCUCAGCCCGGAGGCGAGGCGAGGGCUGGAGCACGAGGCUCGCUGCGGGCCGCGCGUCCCGGUGCGGCGGAGCUCCCCCUGGCCGGAGUGGAAGCCGCGCUGCCGUGGCGACGACGACGGCGAUGCCGCGGACGUGAUCACGACCGGCGCGGCGGGUGCUCCGGCGCCGGCGUGGCUGCCGUUGGACGGCAACGAGCCGUAG